AGGGCCUAACUAUAGUUUACCAAACUUAAAAAGAGGCAAUUGCAAUUUAUCCAUCUUAGAAUAUGCUGUUGCCCUUUGGAUUUUCAGCAUGAAAGCUUUCCUCUUUAGUUUCUUCCAAACACCCCAUUGAGAAAGCAGAACUAAUUAGCCAUCAGUUUUUGCAGAUUAUUGUUGGCAAUCAUUUAAUAACAUGCCUCCAAAUGGCAAAAGGCAACAGUUAUCUCCCCCCGAUGUACUUAGCAACAUUCUCGAGAGUGUAAUGGAUGACAUCCUAAUGAGAUUGCCUUUACGAGAUGCUGUAAGGACAAGCAUCUUAUCGAAGAAAUGGAGACAUAACUGGUGCAGACUUCCACAAUUGAGGCUUGAUGAAGCACUUUGGAAAACUAAAAGGGAUCUAACAGACCUUACAAGUAACUUUACAAAGAUUAUCUACCACAUUUUGACCCUUCAUGCAGGACCAAUUACAAAGUUUACCCUCUCCAUUCCUCAUUUGGAUGGCUGUCCUAAUAUUGACAACUUUUUUUAUUUCCUCUCUAGGAAUGACACUCAGCAUCUUGUUCUUGAACUCCCAACCGGGGGUAACCGAUACAAAUUGCCUUCUUCAUUUUUCACAUGUUUGCAUUUGAGGCAUUUGACUCUCAAUAACACUUUAUUUCAUCCUCCACCAGUCUUUAAGGGAUUUGAGAGGUUAAUUAGCCUAGAAUUAAGUAAUGUCACAAUUUCUUCUGAGUUGCUUGGAAGUUUAAUCUCCCAUUGCCUGUUGCUUGAGCAUUUGGUGCUGAAAGACUCACAUGAUUCAAACCCCAUAGAAAUUAGUGCUCCCAAGCUGAGGUCAUUUGUCUUAUCUGGCAAAAUACAUUUGAUACAUCUAAAGCAUGUCCCUCUUCUUUCCAAUGUUUCAUAUGAGCCUACAGAAUUUUCUUUAGAGACAGAACAUGAUCUUGCCAAGAUUUUUGAGUCUAUUCCUGCUGUUGAGAAUCUCCGCUGGGAAUUCAGUAACCAGGACGCGAAUCCUGGACCGAUUGAAGUAAUACCAACAAGGCUUCCGUAUGCUCUUAACUGCCUAAAACGCCUUUACCUAUCUCGGAUUUUUCUGCAAGAAUUCUUUGAGUUUUCAUUUGCUCUUUGCUUGAUAAGAAGCUCCCCAAAUUUAGAAGAAAUUGAAAUUGAGGCCUGCGCUAGUAGCGAUGAGGACUUUUGUGAACCUGUGCCUCGGGAUGCUAUUGAUGAGAUUCCUGCAAGCUUCUCAGAUAUGACAUUUAAUCACUUGAGGACAGUUACGAUUUACGAUGUAGCAGGAGGAAGGGCUGAAAUGCAGCUUAUCAAGGUUUUAUUGGCCAAGUCUCCGGCACUGAUUAGAAUGGUAAUCAAGCCCUGUGGAAUGGAAGAUAAAAAAUCAUUCAAAAUACUCGCGGAGAUAACAAAAUUUCAGCGGGCGUCAUCUAAAGCAGAAGUUGUGUAUAAUGUAGAUUAGUAUCCAUAUCACAUUCCUGCUUGAUCUUCACGAGUCUUUAAUCCUACAAUGAUCUUUGGCUAAAAUGUUUGGGAAGUUGAAGGUGUAAAUAAAAACGAAUGUUGAUGCAGCAGUAAGGCUGUGUUUUGCCUCUGCCACUGUGAAGACUAUCAGUUUGGUUCUUUAGGAACAUAAGUGAAUCUGCAUAGAUGUUUUUGACUAACCUGUUUAAUAACAUUAAACGAGAAAUAUUUUUUACAUUUCAUAUCUGUUCUGGAAAUAUCUGUGAAAUGAGACUUCGGUUAUUUAUUUCAAAGUUAUGUUGUGUGUUAAA
This is a messenger RNA of Lycium barbarum (goji berry), 1787 nucleotides long. Its product is annotated as F-box/FBD/LRR-repeat protein At1g13570-like. Gene Ontology annotation, molecular function: protein binding. The record is from RefSeq and is a predicted model, not a curated record. The transcript has 4 exons. The coding region runs from base 191 to 1474 and encodes 427 amino acids. Lineage: Eukaryota; Viridiplantae; Streptophyta; Magnoliopsida; Solanales; Solanaceae.